Messenger RNA from Trichoderma reesei QM6a, 1512 nucleotides. RefSeq lists its product as uncharacterized. NCBI's taxonomy places the organism in Eukaryota, Fungi, Ascomycota, Sordariomycetes, Hypocreales, Hypocreaceae. The record is from RefSeq and is a predicted model, not a curated record. The transcript has 4 exons. The coding region runs from base 1 to 1512 and encodes 503 amino acids.
AUGGGCGACAAACCGAAAUCCACUGACGAAACAAUCAUCCCCCUAUCCGCCAAAGACCAAUGGCGCCCCAUCAACAACAUCCGCUCCCUCCUCUUCAUCGUCGUCCGCGACAUCCUCGACGAGCCAUUCAUGAAAUUGUCUCUGGACAAGCUCAUCAGGGAACACAUCCCCCUCCUUGGCGCACGCAUAAAGACCAGACCAGACGGCUGGCUCGAAUACCACCUCACCACUCCCUUCCCCUCCAAGCACAAACUAUUCGGCUGGUCAACCAGCACCGUCUCCUCAACGCUCGAACAAGCACAUCUCGUCCCUAACCCUAAUCCCCAGCGAGGAAUCACCAUCCUCCCCGACGUGACGACCCUAGAACCGCGCUGGAUACCAUCCCACUGGCCUAUCCUCCGGUGCCAGGACACACCAGACACACCUCUCCUCCUCGUCCACCUAACAUACUACAAGAAUGCCACCGUAGUAGCGACCAACCUACCGCACUGCGUAAGCGACCAAAUGGGCUAUGGCAGCGUUCUCAGCGCCUGGAUCGACGUGAUGAAAGGCAAAGAACCCCUUCGCUUCGUCGACAUUCCCCCCGACGGACUCGAUGGCGACAAAGACAUACCUACCAAGGACCUUUUCAGGAAAUACGAGUACCGGCUAAGAACAAAGAGGGAGCGGGCGGAGGUGCUGAUGGGCAUCGUGCCGGAGCUGGUGGUGAGGUCCAAGGAGACGAGGUGUAUCCUCUUCUUGCCGGUGGGACUGGUGACUGGGCUGAGGGAUAGAUGGAGGAGGGAGUUGAAGGGCAAGUAUGGCGCUGAGGCGAGUGAUAUUUCCAACGGAGAUGUCAUUGUUGGCAUUAUAGCAAAGUUUGCCAACAUGCAUCGGAAGAGGACCAAGAAGCAAGUCAUCAGCGGUCCAGCAAACCUCCGAGGCCACCACCCCCUUCUCCCCCCAACAGCCCGCUACCUCCACAACGCCCUCAUCUUCGCCGUCACCCACACCUCCAUCAGCCGCUCCCACCCGCCGACAUCCGACCUCGCAUACGCCUUCCGCCUCGCCGUCAACGACGCCCUGACGCCCGAGAAGAUGGACCGCGGGCUUGCGGUCUCGCGGGAGCUCUGCAAGAGGCGCGUCGCGAUGCAUAUUUGCGAGCCGUGGGAGUUUAGCUACGGGACGACGAAUUGGUGUAAGGCGUGGCAUGGGCUUGACUUUUCGGUGGCGAGUGCGAGGAGGAACAGGAGUGAGGAAGACGACGCUGUUGGUGAGAAGAGACAGCAGCAGCAGGAGAGUGAUGGGAGCAGUGGGGAUAAUGCGCACACGAUGAAUGGGACUGCUUCCUCUUGUUCUUCGGCGCCACUCAUCUUUGGGCAUUCGCUUGAGCGGAACCAUCCCAAUCGAUUGAGCGCAGCCAUCAUGUCCAAGGCCGAAGGCGGAUACUGGGUCGACUUCGCGGCGCCGAACAAGGGCAUGGCGGCGAUACGGGCGCUGCUGGAGCGGGAUCCCAACUUGGAGACGAUAUGA